AUGGACGUGUGUGACAAAGACUGUCAAGAACCCGAUAUCAUCUGGGUAUGCUCUCACGCAGAUCAGAAUUCCGAAAGCGUCAUGGGAGUGAGAGAAAUCGAAAGUCGGAGUUGGCGCGAGCAACCACGAUCCAUAGCGAAUGUACUGAGCUACGCCGACGGAGAUUUGUUGGAGUCUGAGAAAGUCGCCGUGGAGGAAUGGUAUAGAAAACUAACGAGGAUCAACGCCAAGGUGACGUACCAACUGCAAAAAUUGUACUUAUUUAUGGAUGAACUCGAAGGCUUUGCACGUAUGCUAUCAACCAUUAAGGCUGAAUAUCUGAAAGGUUGUGGAACGAUCGCAUGUAUGUUAGAUGAGAGUCAAAUUAUUGGUGGUGACUUUCAAUUCGAUCCGCGUCGAGUUUUUGACACUAUGUUAGCGCUGAUUGGAAGUGAUUUUGAGCCUAAAAGUGCAAAUCAGCUUGCGGAGACGUGGGCAUUAUUAGUCCAGUGGCAUAUAGAGGAGCUAUUCGGUUUUCGGAUGUUACGCUGUGCUACUCGAGUUCAACGAAAAAAUCUACUUAGAAUGAUAACAGCAAUAUCGUCAUCGGAGUCACCGGUACCUAAUUACCGCGGUAUUGACAUCAGUACAAUAUAUCAUUACUUGUUUCCAGAUAACAAUAUUUUUACUACCAAGGCUUCAGUGGACAAAAGAAGUCUUCAUGACUCUAAAAUGGUUUUCUUAAACUCAAUUAGCAUCACGGAUGCAUUGACUACACUAGAAAGACCACUGCGACAACUUUUGAAACUCGGUGUGACUACUCACGCACUUCCGGACUUUCGUGCAAAUGUGUGUGUGCACAUCAAACAGGUUAUUGAAAGUGAAAUCCGCCUAAUGCACCGAGGACAGCUUCCAGCAGUCGUUCAAGCGGUUUUUUUUCUUGGUCCAAAUGUAUGUUGCCACAGCGUGUUGACAGAACAACUUCUUCGUUACUUGUUAUUCAUACUGGAAACCUCGGCAGACGACGUGGACUUGGUUGACGUCCUACUCUCGAAAUGUAUCAUGCCCGGUUUGGCACUUCUGAGACCUAAUCCUGUUUUAUGCGAUCUAGUGUGGAAAGUGCUUUGUUAUUUACCAUUCUCGAAGCGCAGUAAGAUUUAUGCAUACGCAACAGACGUCCGAUGUGUUACUCACAUGAAGAGAACAAAAGAAAGUGCCGCUCGAGCAAUCCAGAGAGUGCUAAGAAGACUUUCAAAUGAAAACGUAAAAGAUCUAGGUCGUAAGCUGGGUAAACUUGCCCUUUCUAAUCCAUUAUCAGUUUCAAGCGCAAUUUUACAACAAGUUCAAGCAUAUCCCAACAUGAUUGACCAAAUUGUGCACUCUUUAAAAUACUGCAACAUGCUCAUGCUCGAUACGCUACUUUUCUUCGCUAUCCGACAGUUCUCCGAUACAAAACCAAAGCUCAAAGAGGAUGGUCAAAACAUAUCGCGUUGGUUUUCUGCGCUUUGUACUUUUUGCGGUGCAUUGUAUCGGAGAUAUCACCACAUCGAGCUCAGCAGCCUUCUGCAAUAUAUUUUAAAAAGUGUGAACAGAGGGCAAGUGUUGAAUUUGUUGAUACUGAAAGAGCUUGUAUCGAAAUUGACUCGUAUCGAUAUCCUCAGGGAUAUGAGCAUGAGCGAAGUUCAUAGAGCUGCGACAGGAGAACUAUUCCGAAACUACAGUGACCAUGCAGGUAGUCAGAAAGGGCCAGCUUAUGGCAUCAUGAGGUUGAAAAUAGCAUUAGAAAAUGGUCACCAUACGAUCCCGCUAUUGCUUACUGUAGCCAAGUGUCGCCAAGAGGUGGCACUCAAGACUCAAAGCUCACAGACCAAAUUCAUCAGUCAACUUUCUGAUGAGUGCCACGUGAUUCUGCUUCAAUACAUAUCGUUCAUACAGCAAGCGUAUACCACACACGAAUACAGGAAAAUGUUACCCAGCUUCAAGAGUCUUGUCUUGGAGCACAAGAUUGAUACAUCGAUCGCGUUUCACGUUUAUCGUCCAGUUCUUUUGCAAGUUAUUCCGUCCGUUGAGUUCAAAGGAGACUCAGUUUGUAUAGAUGAAGAUCUCCAGUACUGGGGUGAAGUUACAAAAGCUGUCCAGGCCACGUGCUCACCAUUGUUUUGGGAAAUUAUUUCUCCAGAGCUUUAUAUGGCUUUUUGGACAUUCGAUAUUCAAAGUAUAUAUGUGCCAAAGCACUUGUAUGCAAAGUUAGGAGCUGAGGCGUCUGUCGAUAGUUCACUCACAACGGAAAGCACGCGCAUGGAACAAAAAUGUUCAUCUUUACAUGAUGCGGCCGGCCAACGAGUCCGUGAUUUAGCCGCUGAACUGAAAUCUUUGCUCUUACACUAUGCAGACAUCCGAAAAUACUUGCAGGAGAAUAUGUCGAGAUGGGUAGUGAGUAGAAACAGAACGGCUGUUGUUGUUUUCGUGCUGCAAAAUCUUGUUUUCCUAAGAUCUAAAGUAUCUCAUGCAGACGCUUUGUACAGCGCAGUCUUCGUCGACCUCAUAGGUCGACACGAUUCGCCAGGUUUCAGUAUUCUUCAUUUUUAUGAUCGUUUACUAUUGAGUGCUUCACAGUCCAUUUAUGCUUGCAGCGAACUAGAAAGCAAGUUCUUCGCAAUUUUCAUGGUACAUAGUUUUGAAGUCCUCUCACGCUGGAGGUCAAAAGAUGUGUAUGAACGAGAGUGCUGGUCUCUUCAAGAGUUUCGCUCAUCGUUGAGCAGUAAAAGCUGUGAAGAUAGCUUCCGAGACUUUUUGAAGGUUCUGUACAAGUGGGAACAUCGCCUUACGAAGGGCAUGUUGCAAAAUCUGGAUGAAACGGACUACAUGCAGAUUGCAAAUUCGUUCAGCGUUUUAAUUAUGGUGGUGAGUGAUUUCCCCAUCACCAAACGGCUGGCCGAACACAUUCACAGGCGAGUCAAGAAAAUUAAUACUACCGAUCGGCGAGGGGAUAUCGUGACAAUUUCGACUCGAUAUUUAUCGUUAUUGAAUACUACACGACGGAAAUGGAUAUCGACACCAUAUAUUGACGGAGAGAGGCAUGGGCCCUGA
Messenger RNA from Ostreococcus tauri, 3069 nucleotides. Its product is annotated as THO complex, subunitTHOC2, N-terminal. Gene Ontology annotation, cellular component: THO complex part of transcription export complex. Bases 1 to 3069 code for a protein of 1022 amino acids. NCBI's taxonomy places the organism in Eukaryota, Viridiplantae, Chlorophyta, Mamiellophyceae, Mamiellales, Bathycoccaceae. The record is from RefSeq and is a predicted model, not a curated record. The transcript has a single exon. Gene Ontology annotation, molecular function: mRNA binding. Gene Ontology annotation, biological process: mRNA processing; mRNA export from nucleus.